GAACGCGCACUAUCCGCUGCAGCAUCCGGGUCCCGAGCAAACCAAUCCGCGCGGAGAGAGAGGCGUUCUGAGCGCGAGGCUCCGGUAGCCCCCCCUCGGGAAAACUAAAAAACCGGAGCCAGAGAUGCCCCACCGCCCAGCUGCGGACUGCCUUAACGGGCUAAUGUGAUUCAUGUCAUAUAUUUAUAAAACUUUUUUUUUUCGUAAUCGAUUUCUGGCUGUUUUGAUGUUAGUUUACUUGCUAACUGGCUAGCCAUCGGUUGAUGUGUGUUGUGGCUGUGAGCGCUGCUUUAUAGUGUUUGCUAUCUGGCCCAGCACACAAGGCUCUUACCCGCGGCUUUGGUGCCUCGGUGUUUCUUCAUACAGCAAAAACCACGAAGAAGCUGGAGCAAAAUAAGAAGAAUGGGUGCGUUCUUAGACAAGCCAAAGAUGGAGAAGCACAAUGCUCAUGGGGAGGGGAACGACCUGCGCUACGGACUCAGCAGCAUGCAGGGCUGGCGUGUGGAGAUGGAGGACGCACACACGGCUGUGAUAGGGCUGCCUUACGGCCUCGGCCUGUGGUCGUUUUUUGCCGUCUACGAUGGGCAUGCAGGCUCUCAGGUUGCCCGUUACUGCUGUGAGCAUCUGCUGGAUCACAUCACCAGCAACCCGGACUUCAGGGGAGGCUGCUCAGGAGGUGGGGAUUUAAUGAAUGCUGAGCCCUCCGUGGAGAGUGUGAAAUGUGGAAUCCGCACAGGCUUCCUGCAGAUCGACGAGCACAUGCGGGCCAUGUCCGAGCGCAAGCACGGGGCGGACCGCAGUGGGUCCACAGCGGUGGGCGUGAUGAUUUCUCCUCAUCAUUUAUAUUUCAUUAAUUGUGGUGACUCCAGAGCCUUGCUGAGCCGCAAGGGUCACGUUCACUUCUUCACCCAGGACCACAAGCCGAGUAACCCCCUUGAGAAGGAGAGAAUCCAGAACGCAGGUGGUUCUGUUAUGAUCCAGAGGGUCAACGGCUCCCUCGCUGUCUCCCGUGCUCUCGGCGACUUCGACUAUAAGUGCGUGCAUGGGAAAGGCCCCACUGAGCAGCUGGUGUCCCCGGAGCCAGAAGUGUAUGAGAUUGAACGCUCUGAGGCUGAGGAUGAAUUUGUGGUGCUGGCCUGCGAUGGCAUUUGGGACGUCAUGGCCAAUGAAGAACUGUGUGAUUUUGUGCGCUCACGCUUGGAAGUGACCGAGGACCUGGAGAGAGUGUGUAAUGAGAUCGUGGACACGUGUUUGUACAAGGGCAGUCGUGACAACAUGAGUGUGGUGCUUGUAUGUUUUCCUGGUGCCCCAAAAAUCAACCCAGAAGUGGUGAAGCGAGAGGCGGAGCUAGAUAAGUACCUGCAGAACAGAGAGGGUGGAGCAUGUAAAAAGGCAAAUAAAUAAAAUGUAUUACAAAUACGAAGAAAGAGUUCUAGAAAGUGAGCAUUCUUACUUAAUUAGGGGAGUUUGUUAGAUGGCAGUUUACACUUACCAAUUAAAUAUACGUUACAUCUAACGUUAAGUUUCCAAUUAACGAAUCCCCAUAUUGGAGAGGAAAGACUCAGUGGUACUGUAUUAGCACAGUUAGGACUAUUUAGGAUCAAUUUUAACCAGAGAGAAAUACCACAGUGUGAAUUUAUUUGAGCUUAUAUUGAUAAUUAGAGGCUUUUAUUUAUUGCCAAUAUUGAAAAGCACUUACACAGUUUAGAGGUAACCUGUAGCUUCCCCAGAGGUUUUAUUGUAGUGCAUCCGAGAAUCCUCCAAACCAGUGCAUAUUACUUGGUAUAUUAUUAGCUGCUAAGUGAUGGUGAGUAAGUGCAAUUGUAGUUUAGGAAAAAGGAGUGAUGAAAACCCAACAUUUGGCUCUGCACUUUUUCAUUAAACGCUGCUAUUCUUAAAGGCAUCUUCUAUUAAUAAGAGAGAGACCAAAUUUGAGAUCUCAGUUAGAAUACAAUAUAUUAUGUGUUCGAGCAGAAUUAAUACAAAGUGUAGUUUUGCAUACUGUUUGUGACCGUGUGUUGUUCAGAUAGUUGUUCAUCCACUUAUACAAGCAUGUGUUUGAGUCUCGCACCUGUUUCAUUUGCAUCUUUCUGAGAAGUCGAUCUAAGUGAGAGUGAAUGUCAGGCCUCCACUGCUGAUUACCUGAAAUUUUAGCUGACACUACUGUAAGUGGCCUGAUGGUGCAGUUUCGUGUCUAUAGCGGUGGCCACGAGCAUUUUAAUCUGCAUGAUUCCUGUUCUGUAAUAUGGAACAUUGUUGCCUUAGGCCGAAUUUAGAGUGACUACCUUGAUUAGAAUCGAUAGGUUAGCAUUUGGUAUCAACCCCAACUGCUUGGAAGAGUAAAAUUCAAUCCAAUCGACACAUGGUACUGAAAGCAUGCACUGUACCGAUAGCACGAUAAGUUGUGCACACCUCUUGCAUGUACGCUACCUUAAGAAAAAACAGGGAUAGAUCUUAUUUAGAGUUAAGUUGGUCUGACAGUAGUUUUGUACUUUGUACAGUAUACAUUUGUAACCCCUGAGCAACAGCUUUCUUGUGAACUCAACAGAGUGUUUGAAAGAUUGUGUCAAUGUUUUACAAUCCUCUCCAAGUUGUUUACUACUUGUUGCCUCAAACUGACACUUUGUCAGUCCUCUGGUUUGUCUAUAAAUAUUAAGAAAAAUCAUUUAGUUAGGGAAUUCUUGGUGCAUAGAGUGGCAUUCAGCCUGUUUGCACUUUUUGAGAUGUAGACCCUUGUUGUUACAAUGAUUGAACAUUUAUAGUACAAUGGUACACUGCUUUUGUGUCUGUAAAACCAACAAGAUUUGGCUUUUUUCCUUCUGUACCUACGAUUUUGGAAGCGUCUCAUUUAAUUUUUAUAUUUUUAAACCCCUUGGACUUAAAAUGGCACGACAAGCAAUUUGGCUAAUGUGCAAUGUAUAGUUCACCUAAAAAUGAAAAUAAUUUUCUCACCCUCAUGUCGUUCAUAGAAACUCGUGGAAAACUUUGAAUCCUAUUAACUUUAAUAAUAUGGACAAAAAUAGCAGACAGUUUUUAAAGUAUCUUCUUACAUAGAAGAAAGAAAAAAACAUCAUUUUGAGGUUCGAAGUAAAUGAUGACAUAAUUGUAAUUUUUGGGAGAACUAUCACUUUUAAAUGUGACGUGACGCAGUGCAAAAACCUGGCCAAUCAGAACAGCUCCCACUGUUUCAGAAUGUGUGAAUCAGUUCCUCCUCGUCCAUGUUUGAUGUUUAAUAUAUAUGAAGUCGAUAUACUUGAGCAGAACUUCAGUCUAGUGAAUUUUCAGUGUGGACAGGUCUACCAGUGCACAACACGAGAAAAAAUAACCACGUUACCGGCAAAAUGUAGAGUUGUUUUAUCAAAUCGCACCUUGUUACAGAAACUGAUUUUUUUUUUCUUGUUUUUGCCUGCAUUAGUAAAGCAUGGUUCUUUUUAUUUAGCAAAAUUUCCCCUUAGAACCAAAAGAUCCCACAUGUUCUUUGUUUUACCAGGAGAUAUAAUUUAGCAUUAAGAUGUGUUUAUCUUGAUGAAAAACAUAGUGUGCCUGCUCAAGAGAACUCUUGAGAUUAAAAUGAUUGUAGGUUGUUCCUGUACCCAUAUCAUUUUGCUUGGGUUUGCUGUUGUAUCUCCUCACUGUUUGACAUAUCGUGAUAAUCCACUGUUUAUUAAAUUAGCCUUAAAUAUUUUCUUCCAUAAUAGCAUAUGUGAGAUCCAUAUGCUUUGAUGAGACAUGUCAUGUGUUUGUAUACCUACAAAGAGUGACAAGGUUCUUCUGGGAGAGCCUUUAAUUGUGCCUAUGAGUUAGUUUAUGGCCAGUUGUAGCAUUCAGAUGAACUUUCUAAGUCUUUUGAGGUGAUUUUGUUCAUUUUGUAACAUUAUUCUAAUCAAGCAUAAUUUUAGCUUGUGCGUUCGGUAGCAUUUGGCCCCUUACAGAAAGUGCCACGCGAGUGAUUUUAAACCAUUCACUUGAGAUCAUUGCUGCACAUAGCAAAACCCAACCCCCAGUGAGUCAAACAUUGGGUGGAAAUAUUGCCUUACUGACAAACAAAGCAGGCAUUAAAUGGGCCACAAAGUAUUGUAGGAGAUUACCUUGAUUUCUAACACUGUAGCACCAUGAAAUUGAGAUGUACAGGGAAAGAAAAUGUCAACUACAAGUCUGUCCUUCAUUGUUCAUUGCAUUUCAAAUGAAGCAACCAACUGCAAAUAAAAUAGGCCUUUGUAACACAUUGGAUAAUUUGAAAAUGUAUCUUCUGGAAUAUUAAUCAAAAGGGCAAACAGAAGCCCACUUAUUGUCAUAUACUUGCGCUGUGUUGUGAUAUUGGUCCCUGUGUGUCACUUCUGUCUUUAUCUCUCAGGUCCAAACUGACAAGCAACAGAGGACACUAUUUAUUUGAAUUAUUUAUUGUCUUUAUAGUAUUUUGCCUCUUUUGAAUGAAACUGUCCAUGCAUUCCAUUUUCUUUAGCCAAAUAAGCACUACUAAUGCAAUGAAAAUCUUAUAUUCUUUUCUCCUUGUAUUUAUUGUUAUACAUCUGUAAUGAAUAGUCCACUUGAACUGAAAGCUAUGCGAGUUAAAAUACAUCAUGUCUUGGGUUCAUCUACACAAAGUAGUUUCUUCACAUGCUGUUCACACUUUUCACUGUUCUGUCAGAGUAGAUCGGUCCAAGGUUGAUGAUGUGUAAGGGUUACAAUCUAUGAUCGGUCCUUUCUUAACCCAGCAGACUGUUGUGUCUGUGUUUGUUCAAUUUUACCUCUCAGAAGGUAACAGUUUUAUAAAGCUCAUUUUGAAAGAUUUUUCAAGUACAAUUUCAUAGAAAAGUAUUUAAAUAUUAGAGGGUGAGCACACAAUAUUUUCUUUCUUUAGUUUUUAUUUUUGUACAUUAGUACCCGGGUAUUAGCAAUGUAGACAAACUGUGAUCUUGUUAUUCUUGGCUGUCAAAGAUGAUUCAAAUAAAAUUAUUUACGGAAAACCCUGA
Messenger RNA from Cyprinus carpio (common carp), 4973 nucleotides. RefSeq names its product protein phosphatase 1A-like. The record is from RefSeq and is a predicted model, not a curated record. Gene Ontology annotation, molecular function: magnesium ion binding; manganese ion binding; protein serine/threonine phosphatase activity. Gene Ontology annotation, biological process: protein dephosphorylation; negative regulation of canonical NF-kappaB signal transduction; positive regulation of canonical NF-kappaB signal transduction. Gene Ontology annotation, cellular component: cytosol; nucleus. NCBI's taxonomy places the organism in Eukaryota, Metazoa, Chordata, Actinopteri, Cypriniformes, Cyprinidae.